AUGACGGAAAAGGAUGCAGGAAAAGAUAGACGCCUUAUGCAAAUUAAAUUGUUAGAAGCUAAGCGUCAAUUGUAUUUCUCUCAAAUAAAUAAGACCUUUCAACUAUCAUCGAAAACAGAUGAAAAAUCACGGCAUAAUUUCUUAUCACAAGCUCGCGCCGUCGAUCAAUUACGUAAAGAGUUUGUAACUUUGGUUGAUGAUAUAAAUUUAUUAAAUUUGGAAGUAGAUCCCGAUUAUAGUAUUAAUUACCAGCCGUUAUCAGCGUUUGACGACUUAUAUUAUUUUAUUAAGGAUAUCCUGAAUAGUAUGGAGAGACCAAACCCACAAUCGCAAGCCGUCACACAUGCAAUUACUCAGGAACAUACUAUUAAGAUUCCUCGCAUUGAAUUGCUUAUUUUCGAUGGUGAAUUACAAAACUUUCCUUAUUUUUACGAACCGUUUAAACGUGUUAUAGACGAAAAUAAAACGUUAACGGAUUCAGAACGUAUUCAUUAUUUAAUAAGCCACCUUUCCGGAAAGGCAAAACAUAUAUGUGCUGGUAUAGUCCCGGCAGCAGAUAAUUACGUAAUUAUUUGGCAAACUUUACAAAACAAAUACAAGGAUAACAGAGCUUUAGCUACGACAUAUCUAAAUCAGUUAUUUGCAUUAAAGAAUAUUAACGGUCCCUCUGCAAUAAAUUUAGAAAAUUUGGUAGAUAAAUACGUGGCCACGAUCGCAGCACUCAAACAACUUAAUAUAGAUAAUUUAAGUGACUUUAUUUUUGUUUACAUGGGCCUAAAGCUUGUAGAUUCCGAUACUGCGAAGUGUUUCGAAACAACUGUUCGUAGUCAAACGGACAUGCCUAAAUACGACGAUUUUGUUAAGUUCUUACGAGAACAGGUAAUAAUUUGGUAUCGAACCAGCACUUCAUCACAAACUCGUGGCAGUUCCAUGGCACCGCAUCCCAACUCGGGUAGUCGCCCAUCUAGCUCACGGGCUUUAACCGUGCCGCCACGCGUCUUAGUUUCCACGCAGCAAGGUCGUACUUGGCCAUGUAAGCUUUGCAACAACACGGCGCAUACGCACCUCUAUGCAUGUAAACUUUUUGCUAACCUUUCGGCUGCCGACAAAUUUAAAUUCGUUAAGGACAAUCGUUACUGUGUUAAUUAUUUGAGUAACCAACAUACCUUGCAUUGCAACUUUUAUUGCAACUCAAACACUUCUUGUCGCAAGUGUAAUGCCAGGCAUCACACGUUGCUUCAUUUUGGAAAUGAACCAUUUGCAGCGCAGUCGUGCACCGCCACUGUAGCCGUGAACGAGGAACAUGAUACUAGUGAAAUACUGAACUCACUAGAACUUGAAGAAGAAUCUUCUUCCGAUCAAGUGCGUGACGGUUAUUUGGUUGCAGAAGAAAAUCCAGAAGUAUCGUAUUGCUCGUUGUCUUAUACAAAAUGUGAUUCAUCAUCAACAACGCAAGUUCUCGCAACCGCAAAGGUUUAUGCCACCGGUCGCAAUGGUCGCGAUGCAAUAGUUAGAUGUUUACUGGAUCCUGGUUCCCAGAAACAUUAUAUAACAACAAAAUGUUGUUCAAAACUACAGCUAAAGAUCAAAACUAAUUCACCUGUAACGGUGAAGAGAAUAGGUGGCUCAUCACAGAUAGUCAAGGGGGCGGCAAAUAUUUCUUUUCGAUCUCGAUUCAAUAAUACAAGAUUUAAUACUCAGGCUCUAGUGUUAAAUUGA
Molecule: messenger RNA, 1719 nt
Organism: Parnassius mnemosyne (clouded apollo)
Lineage: Eukaryota; Metazoa; Arthropoda; Insecta; Lepidoptera; Papilionidae
Source: the annotation of a GenBank genome assembly